This is a messenger RNA of Brassica napus (rape), 393 nucleotides long. RefSeq lists its product as uncharacterized. Bases 1 to 393 code for a protein of 130 amino acids. The record is from RefSeq and is a predicted model, not a curated record. The transcript has a single exon. Lineage: Eukaryota; Viridiplantae; Streptophyta; Magnoliopsida; Brassicales; Brassicaceae.
AUGGAGGAGUCGAGCGAGAGGGUUGUUCGGUUAGAGCAACACGAUGAGAUCACGACGGGCGAUGACUUGGUUAUCCAUCCCAUCCCACAGGACCUAGCACUAGCAGUAUCGGCGAUAUAUGAUCGCAUGAUGGUAGAUGUGGAGGAGUUAUUGUUUAACCAAAUCAGAGACACCUUCCUCUCGUAUACCAGUACCCCAUCAUACUUAGGCUUCGUCGGUCUCCCCGACGAAGAAUGUCAACAACCACGGCCAGCUCUUCGUAAUGCUAGAAGGAGACGCCCUCCUCCGGCCCGCGUAUCUCGACGGUCCUCGCAGGUGUCUCCACCCGUUUAUCUCCGCCAUAGGUUUCUGCCACAGUCACGUAAAGACUCAUCUUCUAGACGCCAACGUUAA